Trifolium pratense (red clover) is the source of this 1937-nucleotide messenger RNA. Its product is annotated as F-box/FBD/LRR-repeat protein At1g13570-like. Gene Ontology annotation, molecular function: protein binding. NCBI's taxonomy places the organism in Eukaryota, Viridiplantae, Streptophyta, Magnoliopsida, Fabales, Fabaceae. The coding region runs from base 363 to 1634 and encodes 423 amino acids. The record is from RefSeq and is a predicted model, not a curated record. The transcript is spliced from 5 exons.
GAAUUUUCACCGUCAAAAUCGAGGCAAAACAAACGGACACGCGAGUUUGGAUUAUAUUGCAACUGCAAUGUCUAAAUAAAAGUGCAUAAAUUAAAGCGGUUGCAUAAUAUAUUUUACCGCGUAGUAAAUAAAAGAAGUACGUAAUCAGCAGUGUUUAACGGCGACUUUGUCCUUUUCUCCAUCCACCGUGAUCUAAAUCCCACCCAACCCAAAACACAUAACAUAACAACAAUAAAUAGAUCGAUCAUAAUUUUGUUCUUCUUUUUCAACCUUCAUUCUUCUCCCCUUUCUUAAACCAAUCCACUUCACUUCCCUCUUUUCAAUCCCAGAUCUGCUUCAAAUCUGCUGAAGCAUAAAAAAUAAUGGGUGAUUUUUCGGGUCCUGAUUUAAUCAGUGACCUUCCACAAAGCAUUAUAGAGACAAUUUUGAUACAACUUCCUAUAAGAGAUGCUGUUAGAACAAGCAUUUUGUCGCGAAAGUGGAGGUAUAAAUGGUCGACAAUUACUCAGCUUGUUUUCGAUGAAAAAUGUUACCCUAAUUGUCACGAUCGAGAAGCUGUUCAGAAAAGUGUUGUUGAGUUUAUUACUAGAUUGUUGUUUCUUCAUCAAGGACCAAUUCAUAAGUUUCAAAUAGUUAAUACAAGUUUGCAGAAUUGCUCUGCUAUAAAUCAGUGGAUUCUUUUCCUUUCGAGGAAUGAUAUUAAGGAUUUGGAUCUUGAAUUAGCAGAAGGUGGUGAAUUCUUUAGAAUGCCUUCGUGUUUUUUCGGUUGUGAGAAAUUGACUCGAUUGGAGCUCUCGCGUUGCGAGUUGGAUCCGCCUGCUAGUUUUAAGGGAUUUUCGUGUUUAAAGAGCCUCAAUCUUCAUCAGGUUUUGAUAUCCCCAGAAGCAAUUGAAAGCCUCAUUUCAAGUUGCCCUUUAUUGGAGAGUUUAUCACUGUCAUACUUCGAUUGUUUAGCUCUUACUGUCUGCGCUCCAAACCUCAAGUACUUGUGUCUUGAAGGCGAAUUCAAGGAAAUUUGUCUUGUAGAUACUCCACUUUUGGUUGAAUUAUCUGUUGCUAUGUAUAUGACUGACGAUGUUGCCGAGCACAUGGAGCAAAGUUCAACUUGCAAUUUUGUCAAGUUUCUUGGUGGUGUGCCUAAUCUUGAGAGGCUUGUUGGUCUUAUUGACUUCACAAAGUAUUUGAGCAUAGGUAAUGACCUAGGGCGUCUUUCUAUAAUGUACAACAAUUUGGAGACUAUUGAAAUGUAUCAAGUAAGUUUUGAGGAUAUGAAAGAGAUACUUGUAGUCCUUCGCUUGAUUACAAGCUCUCCUAAUCUAAAGGAACUUCACAUUUCGGGUUCAUCAAACAUAUCAGCUGCCACAUAUGCUGCAGGUUUUGAAUUUUGGGAAAAAGAAUGCCCUACAGACUCUAUACUUAGUCAGCUUAAAGUUGUGAAGUUGACAGAAAUGAGUGGUGUGCCGCAUGAGAUAGAAUUUAUCAAAUUUCUGCUUGGCUGUUCACCUGCGCUGGAGACGAUGAGUAUCAUUCCUUCUAUGUAUGAUUUGGAAUGUCAAUUGAAAAUGUUGGUCGAAUUGAUGAAAUUUCGAAGAGCUUCUACUAAAGCAGAAAUUUAUUUCAUCCGCGGAGAUUAAAAUGGGAUGCAAGUUCUUUCAAAAUAAAAUGAUUUAACUCGUUGCAGGUGUUUUGCUUGUCCUCGGAAUUUUAUGGAAUAUGCUGAGAGUUACUUGCCUACCACAGUCCUGCAUUUGGUGUAUUGCAGCAUAAGUUAUUUGAUGUUUUUCAUAAAAUAAUGAUAAUGAUGUUUAAACCUACAAUUGUUUAAUGCUGGCGACUUUGUUUAAGGAGCUUAUUUCUUAUACCUUGCAAUGGUUCAUAUAUGUUCAUGGAUAAUAUGAGAAUGGCCACAUGAGUACCAGUGUGUCCAGUUUAUUUCA